GUCCUUCGCUUAAUCGCUCGUUCUGAUUAUCUGGUACCUGCCAUUUUAUUUUAAAAGGAAACAGCAAUUAGUGAACUUGCCCCUAUAAUUUCUGACCCAUCCAAUAAAAAAGGUUCGCCAUCCCCAAAUGACGUAAGCCUUGUUAAAUACUGUUUUCCUCCUGUUAUGACAGGUGCUGAGGGAAAUUGAGGGUUAUAUUUUGAAAUGAAGUUGGUGAUUUCCUAUUAUUUAGUGUUUUUUUUAUGUUGAUCAUGGAAGAUUCUAAGACGAGUUUGACGGGAUUUGUCGCAUGUGUUGGCCUCGUGUGUGUCGAUAUAGUGAAUACUUGUUCGAAAUUUCCUUCAGAAGAUAGUGAUCAGAGAUCACUGUCGCUCUAUUGGCAAAGAGGAGGUAAUGCAGCCAAUACUUGUACUGUACUUUCCAUUCUUGGGUCCAAAACAAAAUUUAUUGGAAGUGCACCAACUAUGAAUAGUGAUGAUUUGCCUUGGGGUCUUGAUGCCUCUAGAUUUGCUUUGCAGGGGUUGGAAAAAUAUGGUGUUGAUAUUAGUGAUGUUCAUCACUGGGAUUGCGUAGAUUUUCCAACUUCUUCUGUUAUUGUGAAUAAACAAAAUGGUUCAAGGACAAUAAUGCAUUUUAGAGGAGAUCUUCCAGAAUUAAAUGUUGAAGCUUUCCAAAAUUUGGAUCUGGGAGAUCAUGCAUGGUUUCACUUUGAGGGUCGACCCAACAUUGAUGUCAUUAUUUCUGCCAUGAAUAUGAUUGUUGAUUACAAUGAAAGCAGAUCUGAAACUGAGAAAAUUAGUAUGUCUGUUGAAUUAGAAAAACCCCACGUGACUAAUUUGUUUAGCAUCGCAAAGCUGGCUGAUUUGGUUUUUGUUAGUACUGAUUAUGCUAAAUUCUUGGGUUACACCUCCGCCAUAGAAUGUGUUGAAGGAAUAAAGAAUAUGGUUUCAAACAGGGCAGAAAUUGUGUGUACAUGGGGAAGUUCUGGUGCAGCAUUUGGAAUAAAUACAGUUGGGGAUGUUUCUACUAUGGUACCUGCCAUUCCACCCGAUAGAGUUGUUGACACAAUCGGAGCUGGUGAUUCUUUUAUUGCAGGAGUGAUCCAUGCAAGAUCACAAGGGCAUCCCUUGGAUAAGAGUGUUCAAUUUGGAUGCAGAGUAGCGGAAAAGAAAAUAUCAAAUUGUGGUUUUGAUCAUAUGAAGGGAUUCAAACCUCCCAUUUGAAAACAAUUAGCGAUUAUUGUUUGUGAAAAAGAUUUUAGGCCAGAAACUCAGCAGAAAGGCGUAGUAGCUUUUGAUAUUCCAUACGGUACCAUUCACAUAGAGGUAUCUCUCACAUAGAAAUCACAAUUGCAACAGCAACAAAAUACUUUAAUUUCAGGGGUUUCUGGUGUUUACUCGCACAGAUUACAAAAACCCAAGACCUCUUGAAGUAUGUGUACCAGGUUAGGGUUCAGGUUGUGCGCCAUCUUUUUGCACAUACUUCGAGAGCGCCAAAACCCAAAGUAACCAGAUGAUGCAGGUGGCUGGUGAUCACAUUGUUGAUAAAUAGGAUAGAAAUUUCGUAUUUGUCCAGAAGCAAAGAUGACUUAGUCAUACCACAAGCCAUGAUGUCUUGUUCGUUUGUCUUUCGAUGACGGAUAUGGGAAUACUGAACCAAUUAUUCGCUUUACAUGAGUGCGCUUGAUGUUGAAGGAAACCAUAACUGGCCAAUGGUUUUUGCUGAAGUGCUGGUUGUUUUUAUAUGUCAUGUACUGGUAUGUAUGUUCUCAAAUUUCUAACCAAUGCUUCUGGCACUAAUUGCUGUUCUAUGCCGUAUGUUUUAUUGUCCUCUAAUUUUAAAAUGUCAUUUUUGUGGCUUAAUUUGUCAGUUUGCGUCAUGAUUACUAUUGCUACUACUUCAAUUACUAUGAAAUAUAUUAAUUAAUGCAAAUCCUAAAUUAUAGAUAAUAUUUAACGAUUUCGGGCCCAUCUUUUAGUUAUUGUCACUUAUAUAACCCUAUUGAAAAUCGCGCAAUGACAUCAACAGUGCGUUGUUCUUUUAGAACAUGCUAUAGAUCAGGCAUGCACAACUCAAAAAAAAGAGGGCCACAACAACCAAAAAUAAUUGUUCACAGGCCAUACACGCCAUUGGUUCGGAAUCUUGCGUAUAAACAAUGCAAGAUCUGGACAAAUCGACGUGAGAUCAAAACUUUUCUCCACUCAAUUGAGAAUAAUUAUCGGAGUUGACAAUUUUAAAUAUUUCGUUAUACGUUUAGAGAGUACAGAUCGCUGCUUGUUUCUCUUAAUGUUUAAUACGAAAAAAGGUUUGCUUGCAUGCAUACAAGCGCCAAGUUGAACAUUUGCAUGCUGAUACCAUUACAUGGGUUUUUUGAAGUUUUCGUUCUGUAUUGUGGAACUAACACCACUUUUUGCUGUGCAGGCCGAAGUAUUCGUCAAAUUCCAAAUGCAAAUAAUUAUUUAUUUGUCUAUUUUA
This is a messenger RNA of Styela clava, 2475 nucleotides long. RefSeq names its product ketohexokinase-like. Lineage: Eukaryota; Metazoa; Chordata; Ascidiacea; Stolidobranchia; Styelidae. The record is from RefSeq and is a predicted model, not a curated record. Gene Ontology annotation, molecular function: ketohexokinase activity. Gene Ontology annotation, biological process: fructose metabolic process.